Magallana angulata is the source of this 2574-nucleotide messenger RNA. Its product is annotated as beta-1-syntrophin-like. The coding region runs from base 28 to 2238 and encodes 736 amino acids. Gene Ontology annotation, cellular component: dystrophin-associated glycoprotein complex; nuclear origin of replication recognition complex; intracellular anatomical structure. Lineage: Eukaryota; Metazoa; Mollusca; Bivalvia; Ostreida; Ostreidae. Gene Ontology annotation, molecular function: DNA binding; protein binding; structural molecule activity. The transcript is spliced from 13 exons. The record is from RefSeq and is a predicted model, not a curated record. Gene Ontology annotation, biological process: DNA replication.
UGAUACUUUCAUCAGUCACGUGAUACGAUGGUUGUCAAAAUGGCGACAUUUUCGCCUAGGUCGGGAUCUUUUGAAGUAUAUAUACGCCAACAAUGGUGUAAGGUGUUUGUAACUUUGAAUGAGGAUAAUGUAACCUUAGCACUUGAUGAAAGUUUGAAUAAUUCACUCCCCCUUAAUAUCAGCACGGAAAGCACGACCUCUAAACAAGACCAGCUACCCGAAUCCAUUGCUGGACAAAAACGACUUGUGAGAGUGAUAAAAGAAGAGCAAAAUGGACUGGGAAUCAGCAUUAAAGGGGGGAAAGAAAACAAAAUGCCAAUACUCAUUAGUAAAAUAUUUAAAGGAAUGGCUGCUGAUAAAACAGAGAAGUUGUAUGUCGGCGAUGCCAUUUUAUCUGUUAAUGGAGAAGAUCUAAGAGAAGCAACUCAUGACGAGGCGGUUAGAGCCCUUAAAAAGGCCAAGAAAAUCGUAGAACUAGAGGUGAAAUACAUCACAGAUUUUAGUCCCUGUUUCCGCAAGAUAUCAGCAUUAAAUGAGUUAGGAUGGGGAAGCCAGGAGGCCCAAAGGGACGCCGCCAGGGCAAACUGGACAGAGACCAAGACAAUACCACUCAAACUGUGCUACCUGUGUAGGAAUCUCAGCAUGUCAGAUCCGGAGAAACGGACCGUAGAGUUACACUCGCCUGACGGAAAAUCCACCUGCAUCAUACGUUUUCCGGAUGCAGCUGUAGCUAGUGAUUGGUUCAAUGCCAUCCAUUCUAAUGUUACAUUACUGCUGAGUCAGUGUAUUGCAGAAGCUAAUCAGGUCAUGACCUCAGCUCCAAACUCAAGAGAAAUUAAACACAUUGGCUGGCUCUCGGAGCAGUUGAUGAAUGAACAAGGAAGCCUGACCUGGAAGCCAGUAUUCAUUGCCCUGACAGACAAGGAUGUACUCCUGUAUGACACAGCCCCCUGGAGUAAGGAGGAAUGGGCCACUCCAUUCCAAAGCCACCCUCUUCUUGCCACAAGAUUAGUUCACUCUGGUAGACUCAGUAAUCCAGUGUCCGGCUCUGAUGUUUUGACCUUUGGUACGAGAUGUGGCACUCGUAAUGGGGUUGAGACCCAUAUCUUCAGAGUGGAGACACAGAGGGAUCUAGCCUACUGGUCCAGAGCCCUCGUGCAGGGCUCACAUGGGGUCGCAGCCAUUAUCAAAGAGGUCACCUGUCCGGUGAAGUGGCAGGGAGGUGAUGCUAGGCUGACCAUACACUAUGACUCUGGGUUCACUCUCCACACCGUGGUCCCCAGUGAGGGGCCGGAGCCCUCCACCUCCACCCCCACCACAGUGGCCUGGUCCUAUCCCUACGAAAAGUUACGCAUGACUGGAGAUGAUGGACACAGGCUUCUGUGGCUGGAAUUUUCUGAUGGAUCAGAACAGGAGUUAGAUCUUGGUACUUGUCCAAAGCCUAUACUCACCGAGAGGGUCAGGGUUUUAGAGCAGGUUCUAUUAUCUAAGUUUUUAAUGGUCCUAACUUCACCAAACUUGCAUGGAUGCAAAGCUGAAGAACUGACUCAGAUGUUGGAUGUUAAAGUAGGGAGUCAGGCUCUAACAGCACUUAACCUGACUGGAUCUUGUCCCGUUGUCAUGUGCUUAGAACUGGCAGCUAAUACAACUGGGAAAACAUUCAACAAGGAGGAAGGUUUUAAGUUAUCUGGAGUAAACAAGAAAGUGUAUGCCAAUGGCUUGAAAGCCUUGGAGAGUAUGUUGGACCUUUCAACAAACAUUACCAUCAAAGAUCUGGCCAUUCAGUUUGGCUGCACACCAGCUACUGAGCUGGCUAUGAAAACACUCCAAAGCUAUGAAGAUGAAUUCAAAUCAAAGUCUGGCACAGUAAUGGAUUUUACAUCCCCCAUGUUUCAAGCCACUGCCCUUUGUGCAGCUUGCAGAAAACUCAAAUUGAAAAUUGACUGGAAUAAACUUCGAGAAUUAUGCAGCAUAAAGAGAUCUACAUAUGACAAGCUUGUGGCAGAGAUGGAAAUUCACACGGUAAAAUUACUGGAAACAAAGACAGUUGAGAAACAGAAAAGAACCAGGGGUCUUCUUGAUGAAGUUGAAAAACACCUCAAAGAUGAAGACAUAGCUAAGAAACAAAAGAAGGAGAAUACACAAGAACAAGGUGAAGUGGACGAUUAUGAGGUGUGGAAGAAAAAGAUUCUAGCUGCAGCUGCUAAAGCAAAGGAACAGGAAAUGAAUUCUACGUAGUAUACAUUUACCUUAUUGUAUUGGAAAUUGGAGAACUCAUCUAGGUGUAAAACACUUUAUAUUGUUAUUUGUGUUGUGAAGGACAUGAAAGUAUCAAAUGUGUCUGAAUAGAAUAAAUUACUCUUUGUAUUGAAUUUCAAUCAGAAGCUAAUCAUACCGGUAAUUACAAUUAUCAGUGCUAGAAGCACUAGAUCACAUUUGGCAGUGUAUUUCCUGUCAGUGAUAGGAAUGAUGUAUAAAUUAUUAUUAUAUACUUCAGAGAGUGCUUGUGUAAUUGUACAAUAAAUAUCUAAUGUCUGUAAUGAUCAUUCUUUGUGAUAAAAUGUGUACAUGUAA